CCUGUCCCGGGCCAUUCUCUCCCCAGCGCCGGCACUGGCCGCACAGGCUGCUACAUCGUUCUGGACGUGAUGCUGGACAUGGCCGAGUGUGAGGGUGUCGUGGACAUUUACAACUGCGUGAAGACCCUCUGCUCCCGGCGCGUCAACAUGAUCCAGACUGAGGAGCAGUAUAUCUUCAUCCACGAUGCAAUCCUGGAGGCCUGCCUGUGUGGGGAGACCACCAUCCCUGUCAGUGAAUUCAAGGCCACCUACAAGGAGAUGAUCCGUAUUGACCCUCAGAGUAAUUCCUCCCAGCUGCGGGAAGAGUUCCAGGUGGGGCAGGAGUGCGUAUGUAUAG
Myotis brandtii (Brandt's bat) is the source of this 337-nucleotide messenger RNA. RefSeq names its product receptor-type tyrosine-protein phosphatase U-like. Gene Ontology annotation, biological process: protein dephosphorylation. Lineage: Eukaryota; Metazoa; Chordata; Mammalia; Chiroptera; Vespertilionidae. The record is from RefSeq and is a predicted model, not a curated record. The annotation marks the transcript as partial. The transcript has 2 exons. Gene Ontology annotation, molecular function: protein tyrosine phosphatase activity.